AUGACAAGACCUGAUCUAGCCUUUGUGGUUCAGGUUCUAAGCCAACAUAUGCAUGCACCUAAAACCUCUCAUAUGGAAGCUGCUAAGAGGGUGGUUAGAUACAUUAAGGGAACUGCUGGUCUUGAUUGGGGCUCAUAUGUUGAGACUGGAAAGUCAGUUACAGGAUGUGUGGUGAAACUUGGAGGUGCACUGGUAUCUUGGAAAUCUAAGAAACAACAAACAGUUUCCAAGAGUUCUGCAGAAGCUAAAUUUAGAAGUAUGGCUUCUACUGUUGCUGAAAUCACAUGGUUGAAUGGGCUGUUUAAAGAACUGAGCUUGAAGUUAAUGCUACCAAUAACUCUAUUUUUGUGA
This is a messenger RNA of Lycium barbarum (goji berry), 351 nucleotides long. RefSeq lists its product as uncharacterized. The transcript has 2 exons. Bases 1 to 351 code for a protein of 116 amino acids. Lineage: Eukaryota; Viridiplantae; Streptophyta; Magnoliopsida; Solanales; Solanaceae. The record is from RefSeq and is a predicted model, not a curated record.